ACUGUAGCGCGGUCUAACUAGGAUUUCAAAACUUUUGAAAUCAAAACCAAUAGGUGACGUUGCCUUUCUUCUUCUUCCUCCCCUCAUUCUCUUGGUGUCCAGUAACAAAGUCUUUGCUUUCUAAAGGAGGUGAAUCAGGAUAAUGGCUAAAUUUGUUGCUCCUGGAAACUUGAUGAUCAAAGAUGAAAACUUGGAUAUUCAUUCCAAAAAGAUUGUCAAGUCGAAGAAUUCUAAGACAGGUGGAAAGAAAGGUGGUUCAGGGAUUGCAAGUCGAAAAGCUUUAAAUGAUAUAACAAACAAAGCAUCACUGCACCCUGAAACCUCAAUUAAGAUAAAGAAUUUACCUAAGGAAGAUAUUAAUGUAAAGGAGGAAAUGUUUUUGCAUGAUCACAAGAAGUGCAUUGAGGCCCAAAAAGCUACAAUGAGAAAUUUCGAUCUGGAGACAGUUCUUCCAAAAGAUGAUUCCAUAUUUAUUCUAGAGCAGAUAAAGGUUCCUGAAUCCCCUCGAUGCUACCCAGAACCAGUAGAACUGCCAAUGUCAGAUUUUUCUGAUUGGUUGGACUAUUCGAUGCAGUGGAGCUCUCCUCCAUCGUCUCCAUCACCAUGGGACUCUCCACCAUCUCCCCUUGCGUGGCAAAAUAAAGCAUUUGAAUUUGUUCUGAAGGAAGAAAUCGAUGCCAAAAUGUAACCUAAUAUUUCUUCAUGUAAUAGAAGGAAUGGAACCCCCCCUGUUUAAACCUCAUUUUUUAGAAUUCUCUUCUCAACCUUGGAGAAAAGUCAGUUUAAGAAGUUUUGUUCCACAAGUGAGAAAAAAACAAGGGCCAAGCCAAUUCUUAGUUCUACCAUCUCCAAUUAUAUAACGAUAGAGUGACAUAUAGUGUAGUGAUCCACAGCAUAGAAUACCAUGGCCUAUCAAAAAUAAAUAAGAAAUAUUAUUU
Messenger RNA from Vigna radiata var. radiata (mung bean), 938 nucleotides. Its product is annotated as protein PATRONUS 2. Lineage: Eukaryota; Viridiplantae; Streptophyta; Magnoliopsida; Fabales; Fabaceae. The coding region runs from base 143 to 688 and encodes 181 amino acids. The record is from RefSeq and is a predicted model, not a curated record. Gene Ontology annotation, biological process: regulation of mitotic cell cycle. The transcript has 5 exons.